Carica papaya (papaya) is the source of this 2236-nucleotide messenger RNA. Its product is annotated as Rubisco methyltransferase family protein. Gene Ontology annotation, biological process: peptidyl-lysine monomethylation. Gene Ontology annotation, molecular function: protein-lysine N-methyltransferase activity. Gene Ontology annotation, cellular component: chloroplast stroma. NCBI's taxonomy places the organism in Eukaryota, Viridiplantae, Streptophyta, Magnoliopsida, Brassicales, Caricaceae. The record is from RefSeq and is a predicted model, not a curated record.
AUCAGUCCAAUUCCCAAAUUUUUUUUUUUACUUUUUCUAAAGAAAUUCCAAUUUCACAAUCAGUCCAUUUUCAUCUCUUAUCUUCGAAGAGCUGCAAUCCAGAAACUAGCUGCCUUCUUCAGAAAAUAUCCUAAACGAUAUCUAUCUAAACAGAAGAAAUCUCAAAUCCGUCAACCAAAAUUCAAUCAUAUUCAUAAACCCUAACCCUAAUAAUGUUAGUCACCGUGGAAGUUACUUCUCUGCAGAGCAGAUGUUUAACGGUUCCACUUCGCUCUUUGCCAUUUUUUGGUGUUUCGCACUCUGUUUUCAAAACCCCCAUACUCGUUUCUCCUUUUCAAUCAAUUCGUAGAAAAAGCUGCUGCUUAGCUUCAUCAAGCUCCGACACCUUAGUGGUGGGUUCGCGCAAGGAAGAUGGGAAGGAAAGCGAAGUUGUGAGCAAGAAGGAGGAUGAAUUUGGGGAGUUGAAAUAUUGGAUGCACAAGAACGGGUUGCCUCCUUGCAAAGUUGUUCUUGAGGAGCGGCCUUCUCAUGAUGAGAAGCAUAAGCCUAUACACUACAUUGCUGCUAGCGAGGACUUACAGGCUGGUGAUGUUGCCUUUUCAGUUCCAAAUUCGUUGGUCGUGACGCUGGAAAGAGUAUUGGGGAAUGAAACUAUUGCGGAACUAUUGACCACAAAUAAGUUGUCAGAAUUGGCAUGCUUAGCACUUUACUUGAUGUAUGAGAAGAAACAAGGAAAGAAGUCAUUUUGGUAUCCUUACAUCAGAGAGCUUGAUCGUCAGCGAGGGAGAGGUCAACUUGCUGUGGAAUCCCCGAUUCUGUGGACAGAAGCUGAAUUGGCUUACCUAACAGGUAGCCCCACUAAGGCAGAAGUUCUUGAGAGAGCUGAAGGAAUUAAAAGGGAGUAUAAUGAGCUUGACACUGUCUGGUUUAUGGCUGGAUCCCUGUUUCAGCAAUAUCCAUAUGAUAUACCCACUGAAGCCUUUCCUUUUGAGAUUUUCAAACAAGCUUUUGUUGCAGUUCAGUCUUGUGUGGUGCAUUUGCAGAAAGUCAGUUUAGCUCGAAGGUUUGCUUUGGUUCCUCUUGGACCCCCACUGCUAGCCUAUAGGAGUAACUGCAAGGCAAUGCUCAGUGCUGUUGAUGGUGCUGUCGAACUAGUGGUUGAUCGCUCAUACAAAGCUGGGGAUCCCAUUGUUGUCUGGUGUGGACCACAGCCUAAUUCGAAAUUGCUUCUGAAUUAUGGAUUUGUUGAUGAAGAUAAUUCUUAUGAUCGUAUAGUGGUUGAGGCAGCUUUGAACACUGAGGAUCCUCAAUAUCAGGACAAGAGAAUGGUUGCUCAAAGGAAUGGAAAACUAUCAAGACAGGCUUUUCAUGUAUCUAGGGGAAAAGAAAAAGAAGCAGUUUCAGAAAUGCUCCCUUAUCUGCGACUGGGUUAUGUAUCAGAUCCUACUGAAAUGCAAUCUGUUAUUUCUUCUCAAGGUCCAGUUUGUCCAGUAAGCCCUUGCAUGGAAAGAGCAGUGUUGGACCAACUUGCUGAUUACUUCAAAACCCGCCUUGCUGGCUAUCCUACUUCUAUAGCUGAAGAUGAGUCAUUGUUGGCAGAUCCUAAAUUGAAUCCUAAGAAACGAGUUGCAACUCAACUUGUGAGGUUGGAAAAGAAAAUGUUAACAGCAUGCCUGCAGGCAACAACUGAUCUGGUGAAACAACUGCCUGAUGACACGGUCUCUCCAUGCCCAGCACCAUAUGCCCCUUUGUUGAGAUAAAAAAAUUGAUUAUGUCAAUGACAAUCUUCUAAAGUUGGAGAACUUAUUUUUCUUGGACAUUUUCAGUUCCACUGGGAGAAUGUAAACUAGAUAGAUUUAAGCUGCUGUAUUAUGCCUACCAACAAGAAGUGGAGCGUGUAGCUGAGUCUAGAAAGUGUAUAAAAGCAACCUGAAGCUAUGCUUGUCUAUUCAAAUGUGCAGAUCACAAGCUGUGAAAUGAAGGGUUGCUUCCCUAAGUAUUGGCAAUUUUUUCCCCCCCUGCCUGCCUUCUCCCCGAUUUUCCGUUCCCUUGCUGUCAUGUAUUCACUCUGAAAAUGUGGAUAUAAUCUGCCAGUGAGCUUGUUAUUAUACCAUUCCAUGAGUGAGGUAAAAAUUCACCACCUGUAAUUUGGCAAUUCUUGUUUCCCAUUCUUUGUAAAUGCAGACCUGGAUGACGCUGAUUAAUCAAAUCCCAUUUCCACAACUUUUGUGCUACA